ACAUUUUCUAGUUUUCAUUCAUCUUCUUUUUUUUCUCAUUUUUAUUCAUCUCUAAUACAUGAAAAUUUCCAAGUUGUAUAAUACUAACGUAUAGUUGAAGGCAUGUUCAAAAAACCGCGUUAUCAUAACAGGAUUAACGUGUCAUCACAUAGUAUUAUACACUGCCAAAAUACCUGUAUGGUUGACAUGUUUUCAUAGUUGACUUCAAUAAGAGACAAAAAAAAAUGCCAAAGUUGUGAUAAGAGUGUGUGUUUGUGGUACAUAAUAAGGCAUUCAUUUUUUUGUUUUGUUUCUUAGAACUCCACAAUUUUUUUUUACAAGUUUACAUGUAUAUGCUUCCUUAAUUCAUAUCAUUAAUUAAAAUUCGAGUUAAGGGUUUUGUUGAUUAGAAAUCUAUGUGGAAUUUCAUGGCACUCUCUUCUGUAUUUCCUCUGCUUUUUCUUCAUUGCUCAUUGUUUGUAGCAUUGGUAUCUGGGUGUAAAACUUUGCAAGGGUCACCACCAGUGGUAAUAGCACGAGGCGGAUUUUCGGGGAUAUUUCCAGAUUCAAGUUUACCUUCCUAUAACUUGGCACUAAAAGCUACUUUCCCAAAUAUCACUCUAUGGUGUGACGUGCAACUGACAAAGGAUGGAGUUGGGAUUUGUUUUCCAGACAUCAAGUUGGACAAUGCAACCGACAUUUCCAUUGUUUAUCCUGGCAAAGCUAAGGAUUACUCAGUUAAUAAGGUUCCAACUCGCGGAUGGUUUUCCCUCGAUUUCAACUUCAAUGAACUAGCAAAUGUGUCGCUUGUUCAGGGAGUGUAUUCUCGAACGAAUAAGUUUGAUGGAAGCAACUAUCAUAUUUCCACGGUUGAAAACGUAGCUAAAUUAGUAAAAUCGCCAUCAACCGGCCUAUGGUUAAAUGUUCAGCAUGAUACAUUCUACAAACAUCACAAUUUGAGUGUAGAGAAAUUUCUAUUGUCUCUUUCGAAUAAAGGAGUAUCAAUCAAUUACAUCUCAUCGCCUAACGUGGAUUUCUUAAGACGAGUAAGAUCAAAGUCCGUUUUUAAAAAAACCGUCACGAUCUUCAGGUUUCUAGAGCAAUAUAAGAUUGAACCUACAACCAACAAGACUUAUGGAGCACUUUUGAAAAACCUCAAAUUUAUCAGAACAUUUGCUUCUGGAAUUCUUGUUCCAAAAGGCUAUAUAUGGCCUGUAGACUCGCAACUUUAUCUGCAGCAACAUACCUCUCUUGUCUCAGAUGCUCAUAAACAAGGGCUUAAAGUUUUUGUUUCAGAUAUUGUUAAUGAUGUUUCCUUCAGCUACAAUUUCAGUUAUGAUCCUAUGGCUGAAUGUUUGUCUUUCAUCGACAAUGGUAACUUCUCUGUUGAUGGUAUUCUGUCUGAUUUUCCGGUAACUCCAUCUGCAGCCAUAAAUUGCUUUUCUGGUCUAGGAAGAAAUGCCAAAAAACAAGUGGAGACAUUGAUAAUUUCAAAAUAUGGAGCAAGCGGAGACUAUCCAGCUUGUACAGAUCUUGCAUAUAAGAAAGCAAAGUCAGAUGGAGCAGAUGUAAUUGAUUGUCCUGUUCAAAUCUCCAAGGAUGGAGUACCAUUUUGCUUAAGUUCUAUAGAUCUUUCGAAGAGUACAACAGUUUCUAAUACGAAAUUCAGAAACCGUGCGGCUAUUAUUCCGGAGAUUCAAAAUGGCAGUGGCAUAUAUACAUUUAGUUUGACAUGGAAUGAAAUCAAAACAUUGACGCCGUCAAUAUUGAAACCUUUUGAGAAAUAUCUAUUGUUCCGGAAUCCGAAAUUCAAAAAUCAAGGGAAAUUUGUUACCUUGUCUGAUUUUUUAUCCUUGGCUAAAGGCUCUGGCAUCUUGAUCAACAUAGAAGUGAGUUCUUACAUGAUCUUGAUAAUUGCUUCAUUUUUCAACUCGAUUAGUUCCCUUUACGCUUUGUUAAUGACAUUUUUCUUUCAUUAUCAGAAUGCUGCCUACCUUGCAGAGAAGCGGGGACUAAGCGUAACCAAAGCAGUCCUUAAUACUCUAAAAAAAUCUGGUUAUGAUGAACAAAGAUCUCCUAAAGUUAUGAUUCAAUCAACACACAAAUCAGUACUAAAGAUAUUCAAGGAUAAAUCCAAAUAUGAAAGGGUUUACAAAGUUGGUGAGAAUAUUCGUGAUGCUGACAACAAAGCUAUCGAAGACAUAAAAACAUUCGCUGAUUCUGUUGUGGUACAAAAGGCUUCUGUUUUUACUCAAAGUGAAGCUUUUCUAGUAAACUCUACAAAUCUUGUAGCAAGGUUGCAAUCAUUUAAGCUACCAGUUUAUGUAGAAACUUUCAGCAACGAAUUUGUAUCUCAAGCAUGGGAUUACUACUCAGAUGCAUUUGUUGAGAUAAAUUCAUAUGUGGUUGGAGCUAAGGUUAAUGGCAUUAUUACCGACUUCCCUAAGACUGCUGUGAGAUACACGAAGAACAAGUGCUUAAAGCAUGGAAACAAAGCACCUUAUAUAAGCCCUAUUCAACCUGGAAAACUUUUAAAACAAGUUACUGAUUUUUAUCUUCCACCACCUUCCCCUCCACUCCCAGUUUUACAUGACAGUAAUGUUACUGAGCCACCUUUGCCAAGUGUUUCUAAAAAACUUCCAAUUUUCAGCGGUGCUCGUUGAAUAGUAGCAGCUGCAGCCACCAUCACAGUAUAAAGAAAGCAAACAGGAAACAAAGUUUAGCAUCCAUACAUGCCAUUUAACUUGAGAGCUCCAUUCUUUGAACUGGGGAAUUCAAGGAUUUCUUUCAUUGAGAAGUAUUUUACCUUAUUUUGAUUGUUCUAUUCUAUGAUGUGAUUAUCUAAAUAGCAUUAUUUCAUUGUCAAUAAAAUUCUUUUGGACUGUGGAGAUAAAAUUUUCCUUGCUUCUAUCAA
Messenger RNA from Trifolium pratense (red clover), 2893 nucleotides. Its product is annotated as glycerophosphodiester phosphodiesterase GDPDL3-like. The transcript is spliced from 8 exons. The record is from RefSeq and is a predicted model, not a curated record. NCBI's taxonomy places the organism in Eukaryota, Viridiplantae, Streptophyta, Magnoliopsida, Fabales, Fabaceae. The coding region runs from base 396 to 2642 and encodes 748 amino acids. Gene Ontology annotation, biological process: lipid metabolic process. Gene Ontology annotation, molecular function: glycerophosphodiester phosphodiesterase activity.